AUGAAGUUAACUAGUUUUGCAACUUUCCUGCUUGCCAGCGUCCCGAGUGUCCUCUCGGCCACCCUGCAAGCGCGAGCGAAGGACGUGGCCGUAGAUGGCAAGUGGAAGAACCACAACAACAUCCACUCCCUCCCAGCUGAAGCUGCCUCUGGAUCUAAGGGAGAACUUCAACUUCGUUUUCAGCCCUUCAUCAAAGUUUUGGGAGGAUGUGUUCCCUUUCCAGCCGUAGAUGCUGAAGGCUAUCUCGGUGCCGGUCUCAAGCCCACCGGCAAGGGAAACGGUGAUUGUGGGUCUAGUGAAGGCCAGCUCUAUGUCAGAACUGGCAUAGUCAAAGAACGCACCGGAAUCAUGUACUCCUUCUACGUCCCCAAAGUCAACAAGGAGCAUCGUCACUACUGGGCAUCCAUCGUGGUAUGGGUUUACGGUGCCGAAGUCAACACCGCGCAACCCGUGGGCAUCAGCUACCAAACCGACAAUGGAGUGUACAACGUUGGCUCAUAUCCCGCCACGAAGUGGUCGUCGGGCGCUAGCCUGGUGGGCAGGCCCACGCAUCCGCUCGUGGCUUACUGGGGCAAGAAAAUCGUUGGCCCGCUCACCGAGAACAUGGAAAACACUCUCAACCUCCCAAUCAUCGACUGGGAUAUGCUCCCGGAGCCUGCGCAGAAGCAGCUAGACGGUGCCAUUUUCGAGCACACCUCGGUCCCCUUUAUCGACAAGAACUUUGGCGAUAACUUGAACAAGGCAUUCGAUGAGGGUUUCUAUGCCGAUCUUCCGGGCGGCGACGGCGAUGAGGAUGGAGGUGACCCCACUGAUCCGGAGCCGGCUGGCCCGAUGCCCUCCAAGGCCCCACCGGCGCCCACCGCUUCGCACAAGCCUCUGCCGUCAGAUAUCUAA
Colletotrichum abscissum is the source of this 894-nucleotide messenger RNA. RefSeq names its product necrosis inducing protein. The transcript is spliced from 2 exons. Lineage: Eukaryota; Fungi; Ascomycota; Sordariomycetes; Glomerellales; Glomerellaceae. Bases 1 to 894 code for a protein of 297 amino acids. The record is from RefSeq and is a predicted model, not a curated record.